Messenger RNA from Pezoporus occidentalis (night parrot), 518 nucleotides. RefSeq names its product ADP ribosylation factor like GTPase 2 (gene ARL2). Gene Ontology annotation, biological process: protein folding. The record is from RefSeq and is a predicted model, not a curated record. Gene Ontology annotation, molecular function: GTP binding; GTPase activity. The coding region runs from base 3 to 518 and encodes 171 amino acids. Lineage: Eukaryota; Metazoa; Chordata; Aves; Psittaciformes; Psittacidae. The transcript is spliced from 4 exons. Gene Ontology annotation, cellular component: cytoplasm; microtubule cytoskeleton.
CCAUGGGGCUGCUGACGAUCCUGAAGAAGAUGCGGGAGAAGGAGCGGGAGCUGAGGCUGCUCGUGCUCGGAUUGGACAACGCGGGGAAGACGACGCUGCUGAAGCGGUUCAAUGGGGAGGACGUGACCGGGACCGCCCCUACCCUGGGCUUCAACAUCAAGACCCUGGAGCACCGCGGGUUCAAGCUGAACGUGUGGGACGUUGGGGGGCAGAGCUCGCUCCGCUCCUAUUGGCGCAACUACUUCGAGAGCACGGACGGGCUCGUGUGGGUCGUGGACAGCGGCGACCGGCAGCGCCUGCAGCUCUGUGCCAGGGAGCUGAGGGGGCUCCUGAGAGAGGAGGUGGGGGGGGGGGCACGGGAGCGGCCCCGCCCCGCCUCGAUGCUCUCCGGGCGGCACGCACGCAACGUGCGCUCCCAUUGGCUGAGCCGAGAGACGGAGGGGGCGGGGCUAAACCCGCCGGCCUAUAUAAAGGGGAGCAGGCGGCGCCGCGGCCUCUUUGCGCCGCCGCGGAGCUGA